AUGGCCGAAGCCGUGACAGAAACCUCUCCACUGCUACCGACGGUGUCGGAGCCGACCACUACCCCGGAAUUUCCUCGUCCCAAUUCCAAGCGAACCGUCACGUUCAAUCCGAACCCUGUCACGCGAACCAUUGAGCCCGAACGACAACCUCUCCGCCGCCGCAUUGCCACAAACAUCGAUGUCGCUCGCGCAUCUGGACAGAGGUCUCCCGGCGGCUCGGGUCCGCCCACCCCCACGAGCUCAAUAAGCACUGGCAGUCUCGCCGGCGCGCCGCCAAUGCUGGCCGCACUCAACUCUAAACUACGCCGCCGUAACUCCCACGGAGGUACCCAAGGUUCCAUGCCGGGCUCCAACAAUCUACUACCAGCCCCCGGUGGAGCAGGUCUUGUCGCGGGGGCCGGCCACCUACCCAAGAUCGGGCCUCAGCGUAGCACCAAGAAGGCGCAGAAGCUCAAGCUGCUUCCCACGCCCGAACUCGCCGACGACGGUGACGAUGACCAGGAUGAGGAGAGCGGACGUGAGGUCUACAGCCAGUACACGCGUAUCAAGGACCCCAAUGCCAGACGAGACGCCGCCAGGCUGGGCAAGGCAGAUCGCGACCGUCUGCCGCGCGUCACGGCAUAUUGCACCGCCAACAAGUACCAGAUGGAUGGGCUGAUGCACUGGCUAAAGGGGAGCAGGAGCAGAGCAAAGGGAGCAAACCCCAAGCUCAUUGAUGAGUGUAUAUAUACGCCGUACCAAUACCGAGAUACGCCCCCGCCGCCCCCGGGACGUGGCGCCAGGAUUCGCAGAGUUGCCAGUGCUCAGAAUGCUGCUGACGCUGCCGAGGAUGCCGCGAGAGCUGCCGCCAACGGUGAUGAAAGUACUAUGAGGGCCGAGGCAGCCAGUGAUUCACCGGAGCCGAUAUCUACACAGAGGCGACACUCGACCGGUGAUGUCGACGCCACCCCGCCCCGAUUCAGCCAGGAGGCCCUGAUAGAUCUGGAGCCAGAGUCCAUCUCUGAUGUACAAGAUGUACAAGAUGGACAAAACGAAGUACGUAUAGAGAGCCCCAGAGAAAGGGACCACGCAGGAAUAUCAAGCAGCCCACAAGAACGUGACCACGACCAUGGUCACGACCAUGAUCAAUCACCCAGCUCGGCAGACCAUAGGGAUGAAAUGAUCAGCACCCACCACGAGCCCAUCAACCAGCGACCUGCCGAUUUUGACAUUGAGGUACACACCCCGGAGGUCUUCCUCUUCGACUACGGCGUGGUGGUGAUCUGGGGCAUGACGAUGGCACAGGAGCGGAGGUUUCUCAAAGAAAUUGCCAAAUUUGAGACUGAGAAACUGGCGACCGAGGAGGUCGAGACUGAACACUUUAACUUCUACUACACCCGCGAGUAUCAGCCCAGGAUAUACAACGACUUUAUUACUCUUCGUGACAAGCACAACUACAUGACCAAGCUGGCCAUUUCACAUGCGUUGGCACAAAGUGUCAAGACCUCUCUCUUCGAGGAGCUUAUCGCUUCCACCGUCGACACGUGCAAGGACAUUCCGACGCAGAUUGCCCUAACGGGCAAGAUCAAUCUUAGCAGGACGCAGAUCAACAUGCAGAUCGGCGAGCUUUUUAUCCUGAGGAUCAGCAUCCACCUUAACGGCUCCGUACUUGACACGCCAGAGCUUUUCUGGGUCGAACCCCAGCUCGAGCCGCUAUACGCCGCUGUCCGGUCCUAUCUCGAGAUGGACCAGCGCGUUGGCCUGCUAAACGAACGACUGGACGUCAUUGCGGACUUGCUUGCAGUGCUUAAAGACCAGCUGAGUCACGGCCAUGGUGAGAAGCUUGAGUGGAUCGUUAUUGUACUGAUUGCAGCUGAAAUCCUCGUUGCUGCUGUUAACAUUGUUGUAGAUUUAUAUGCGGGCGUCGACUAG
Pyricularia pennisetigena is the source of this 1911-nucleotide messenger RNA. RefSeq lists its product as uncharacterized. Lineage: Eukaryota; Fungi; Ascomycota; Sordariomycetes; Magnaporthales; Pyriculariaceae. The coding region runs from base 1 to 1911 and encodes 636 amino acids. The record is from RefSeq and is a predicted model, not a curated record. The transcript has 3 exons.